Molecule: messenger RNA, 1275 nt
Organism: Cornus florida
Lineage: Eukaryota; Viridiplantae; Streptophyta; Magnoliopsida; Cornales; Cornaceae
Product: probable LRR receptor-like serine/threonine-protein kinase At3g47570
Exons: 2
Coding region: 1-1275 (424 amino acids)
Molecular function (GO): protein binding
Source: RefSeq, a predicted model, not a curated record
AUGUUAGAAAGAAUAGUGUUGGAUUCGAAUAAGCUAACAGGACGCAUCCCAACAACGUUGUUCAACAUCUCAACAGUACAAGCGAUCUCACUCAGUGACAACCACUUCUCGGGCAAUUUUCCAUCAAGUUUUGGCCAGACUCUACCCAAUCUUGAAUAUAUUUUUCUUGGAAUGAAUAACUUCAGUGGAGCUAUCCUUGAUUCUAUUUCAAAUGCUUCUAAGCUCAUUCAUCUAGACGUUGCCUUUAAUAGGUUCACAGGUUCAAUUCCCAGCUCACUUGGUAAUUUAGGACUCCUCCAAUUUCUGCACCUAGGAGGAAACAAUUUCACUAGUGAACCCUCAUUGCCAGAAUUGAGCUUCCUCACUUCCUUAACCAAUUGCAGACAAUUAAGAGUAUUGUGGAUACAUGAAAAUCCUUUAAACGUAUUUCUUCCGGUCUCCAUCGGUAAUCUCUCCGAUUCUCUCGAAACUAUUUCUGCAAGUGGUUGUGGAAUUAAGGGCAAUAUUCCUAGUGAGAUUGGCAAUUUAAGGAACCUAGCGUCCGUAUAUCUAUCUGGCAACUACUUGACUGGGGUUAUUCCAACAACAAUCAAAGGGUUGAGUAAGUUACAACGACUUCAUCUUGAGGACAACAGAAUAGAUGGAUCCAUUCCAAAGGAGAUUUGCCAUUUGCUGAACUUGGGUGACUUAGGUUUGAGUGAAAAUAGAUUGUUUGGAACCAUACCUGAAUGCUUAGGGAAUGUUACUUCCUUGAGAUAUCUGUAUUUGGACUCCAAUAGAUUAAAUUCCAGCAUACCUGAAAACAUUUGGAAUCUCAAAAAUCUUUUGCAGUUCAACUUGUCCUCUAAUUCUUUUAGUGGAUAUCUACCACAAGCGAUUGGAAAUUUAAAGGUAGCAACGGUACUUGAUCUAUCGGUGAAUCAAAUUCAUAGAUUGGAAGGAUCAGUAUCAACAAGGUCUGGUGUUUACAGUUACGGUAUUGUGUUGAUGGCAAUAUUUACAAGAAGAAAACCCACUGAUGAUUUAUUUGCUGGAGAUCUGAGCCUGAAGGAUUGGGUAAAUCAGUCAUUACCUGAUGCAAUCAUUCACGUUGUAGAUUCCAACUUGCUACGGCUAGAGGAAGAGAACUAUACGGCAAAGAUGCAGUGUCUAUCAUCCAUCAUGGAAUUGGGUUUGAAAUGCUCAGCCGAAUCACCCCAUGAGAGGAUCAACAUGAAAGAUGCUCUAAUAGUACUCAAGAAGAUCAAACUUCAAUUAAUCAAAAAUUGUAAGUGA